GAAAUCUACACUUAAUGGGAGUUGAAGCGAAAAGAUUCGACAAAAAAUGAGUGAUCUUCCUCMAGGUUGGGAAAUUAGAACCUCUCGUUCUACAGGCAAGGAAUACUWCUUCAAUAGAAACACCAAAGAAAGUUCGUGGGAGCGUCCAAGCGMAGACCAAGUCAGAGCUUCGCAUUUACUUGUGAAACAUAACGAAUCGAGACGACCCGCCUCAUGGAAGUCUGACAGAAUAACCCGUACUAAAGAGGARGCUUUGGAGAUUUUAAAAGGUCAUGAGCAAAACAUCAGGUCAGGAAAGGUGACUUUGGCAGAACUGGCCCAGACAGAGAGUGACUGCAGUAGUGCUAAAAAGGGAGGAGACCUUGGAUUCUUUGGACGAGGACAGAUGCAAAGGCCUUUUGAAGAAGCAACAUAUGCACUUGAAGUGAAUGAGAUGAGUGGUCCAGUGUACACUGAUUCAGGAAUCCACUUAAUUUUACGGACUGGUUAAGUUCUUUUGGCUGAUAAUAUUAUAGACUGGCUUAUGAUAAUUACAAGUCCACUAAAACUCUUCUUGUGAAUGCUUGCAGACAUCUUUUGAUUAGCCAAGAGUCUCUCAAGACAACCUUAGUAAAGAUGUCCUAAUUAACUAAUAAAARCAUAAACCAGCUUCAUUCAUCUAAUAAAACACUCUAAAAACAAAAUACUUUCACUGGUUUAUUGAAG
This is a messenger RNA of Exaiptasia diaphana, 705 nucleotides long. RefSeq names its product peptidyl-prolyl cis-trans isomerase NIMA-interacting 1. Bases 47 to 490 code for a protein of 147 amino acids. Gene Ontology annotation, cellular component: cytosol; nucleus. The record is from RefSeq and is a predicted model, not a curated record. Lineage: Eukaryota; Metazoa; Cnidaria; Anthozoa; Actiniaria; Aiptasiidae. The transcript has 4 exons. Gene Ontology annotation, molecular function: protein binding; peptidyl-prolyl cis-trans isomerase activity.